UCCUUCACCCAACCAGGAUCUGGCAUUUACUGUUGGAAUAAUUCCGGAAAUGGAGGACACUGGACAAGAUGGCGCCUCGUCACCAGCCACCCCUGGAGCGGGGAAGUCCAAGCUGGACUCCCUGUCUAAAGAAGAUCUCAUCAAAUUUGCCAAGAAGCAGAUGAUGCUUAUCCAGAAAGUAAAAUCCAGAUGUACAGAUUUAGAAAAAGAAGUGGAAGAAUUGAAAACCAAGACAGUUCCCGGAGGGCCAGAUGAUGUUGUACAGGCUCUUACUGAUAGACUGGAUGCUGUUCUUCUGGAAAAAGCAGAGACGCAUCAACAGUUGGUUUCCUUGAAGAAAGAAUUAACUAAAACGAAAGAAGAAAAUGAGGCUGCUACCAAGAAAGCUAGUGAAGUUCAGCAACACCUGGAGCAGUCAAACAAUAAUCUAUUAGAAGAAAUAGCCAUAUUAAAGAGAGACCUUUCACAGUCCCAAAACAAUCACAAAGAAGAUGUGGACACUGUUAAGAAAGAACUACAAGAUGCACUCGUGAAACAGAAAGAUUUUACUGAAAAACUGCUUCAACAAGAAGACCAAGAUGCUCAUAUAAGAAAACUGGAGCAAGAGCUUCAACAUAUGAGUCAAGACUAUGAGGACAGUAUUUCUAAUUUGCAGAAACACUUGGAUUCUGUUACAGAAGAGAAGAAUCAUGAAAUUAUCAAACUCAAAGAUACUCAAGCAGCUUCAGAAAAGUACUUUUGUGAAAUCCAAGAUCUUCAUGCAAAGAUCCUGGAGUUACAAGUUCUUCACAAAGAAGAAGUAUCAAACCUAAUGCACGAGCUUGAAACUUCCACCAACGAGUAUGAGAAAGAGAAAAGUACAUUGCAAGAUAUAAUUAAUCAAUAUCUUGACAAAGAGAAAAAAUGUCAAGAGGAGAGUGAUAUAUCUGGUAAGCAAAAUGUCACAUCUCAAAGUGAAGAUGAAGUCCAGCAGUUAAAAUGUAUUAUCAAAGAAUUGGAAUCGCAAGUAAGUCUCUUAAGAGAUGAACUUGCCUACACAACCAAUUUAAAGAUUGGCAUGGAAAGGAAAGUAGAGCACUUAAAAAGUGAGUAUUUCCAUGAACGAGAGGAAUUAGAAUUUAAGAUAAACGAACUGCAGCUUGCUAUAGAGGAAUAUCAUAGUCUAAUAGAAAAAUUGAAGACAGAACUUGAGUCUACAAAAAUCCAAUAUAAACAACUGGCCCAGCAAAAGGCCACAGAUAGUCAAAGCAUUAGAGAUCAGCACAAGAAAGAAAUGCAUGAGCUCACACAAGCGAUAACAUCCCGGUUUGAAGAUGAAAAAUUGUCUUUUGUCCAUGAAAUACAGAUUUUAAAACAGCAGUGUGAAAAACUUCAUCAAGAAAAAGAUGAAGCCGUGAGCAGCUAUGAGAACUUACGGGAGACAUUUGUCAGCCUCCAGGCAGAACUCCAGGAUUCUGCUGGUAAGAUCAGCCGAGAGUUUAAAACUAUGCAGCAUCAGCAGGCCACAGAUGUCCAUGAGCUUCAACAGAAGUUGAGAGCUGCUUACAAGGACAAAAAUGACCUUCUUGAAACUGUGAAUCAGCUAAGGAGUAAAGUUGAUAUGUUGUCAUCAAAGGAAAGUGAAUACGAAGAACUCCAACUUAAGAUCACCAAGUUGCAACAGAAUAAUGAAGAAUAUAUAGCAUCUCUGCAUCAGAAAGAGGAGUUUAUAAAAGAGCUCCAGCAUAAGGUCAAUGAAGAUUCCAAGCAAAAUGCUGAGAUUUCUGGUCUCCAAGAAGAGAUCCAGAAACUGCAACAAAUGUACAAGAGUGAGCAAGUCACUGUGGAGUCACUGCAGCAAAAGGCCGAGAGCCAGGCAAUCCUUAAUGCACAACUGAAGAAAAACAAUGAGGAACUGACAAAAGAUCUCCAGGAAUCUGUGUCAUCCCAUCAAAGUGACUGUGAAGAUCCUCGCCUCCAGAUUACAUGGUGGCAACAAAAAAAUGAAGAGGUCACAGCUACUUUACAGGAGAAGGAGGAUUUGUUAAAAGAUCUACAACUGAAAAUGGAGGAGGCAACAAAGCAAAACUCUGAGCUAUCUUCUAAAAUGCAGCAUGCAAGUAAAGAACUUCUUGAACUUCAGGAAACAUUCAAGAGUGAGCAGGCAAAGGCUUUGGAGUUUCAACAGGAAGCAGAAAGUCAUCUCAAACUCAUUGCAAAGUUUGAGCAAACGGUUCAGGAGUUGACACAGAAACUGAGCAUUACUGGGCAGAGUUUAGAGGAGAUAAAAAAUCUCCAGCAGCAAGUAGACACCUUGCUUCUCGACAAACAAAAGCUAGAGGCUGACUCCAGAACGUGGCAAGAUGAAGUGUUCCACAUCCGCGAAGAGAAGGAUGUUCUUUCUAAAGACUUUGAUAGAAUUAUUUCUGAACACAGUCAUUGUAACGCUUCUGCAGAGGAGCUCAGUGACUUGAGAAAGAAAAUAGAACUGGUAACAGACCAGAAGGAUGAAGUAACUAGACUUCUUAUGAGUAAAGAGCAGCAUAUAGAAACCUUUCGACAACAGCUUUGUAUUCUUCAGGACAUACUGACCAUUGAGUGUCCAGAUCAAGAUAUUGUUCCACUUCUUGAAGAGAUUAACAAAGCUGUUCUCCAACUAAAGGAAGAAAAGGAAGAUGUACUGUCACAGAAAGCGGAGACAUCUGUUCAGCUCGAGAGGCUCCAUGAGGAGUAUGAAAUGCAGUGCUCAGAACUAAGAGACUUGCUAAGUGACUACUCUAAAGAAAAGGUACUAUUGAAAGAGGAACUGGAGGAAACGCUUGGAGAUAAAGAAGCGCUCCAAAAAGAUCUGCUGGAGAUGAAACAUGCGCUUGAAAAAUCAAAACUGGAUAAUCAAGACUUGUUAUCUCGUAUAGAAAGUUUAACCUUGGAUCUGAAUUCUGUACAGAAGGAGACAUCUACUGAUGUACAAUCUAGUCAACAAGAGGAUUUAAAGGUAGAAAAUAGAGACAGUACCCUUACACAAGAAGUGACUAACAGUGAGGAUUUGCUUUCAAAAUCUUUGGAUCUUCAACAGAAAUCUCUUAUAGAAGAUCUUCAAAAUAAAAUAGAAAAGCUAGAGCGAGAAUCUAAGGAAAAAGAUGAGAAGUGCAAUAAGAUUAAAGCAGUUGCUAUUAAAGGAAAGAAGGAGCUGGAUGCCAAAAGAAAGGAGGUCCUCUCCAUAAAAGAAGAGUUAGAGCGCGCAAGAGCAGAAAAGCAGCAGCUGAUGUCUUCCAUGAAGGAUGUUGUUCAAGGUGCAGAAAGUUAUCAGAAUCUUUUAGUAGAGUAUGACCGACAAGUGGAGCUGCUGGAACUGGAGAAGGAGAAGGUCCGAUCCACAGAGCACCAGCUAGAAGAGCUUUCUCGUCAGCGGAGAACUGCCAUGUUAGAGCAAGAAAAAAUGAACUCUGUCCAUGAAGACCUAGUGACCCGUUUGGAAACCUUGCAGUCCAACAACAAGUUACUUGAAGCUCAAAUUCUGGAAAGUCAGAAAACGAAAGCUGCAUUAGAGAGAGAUUUGGAAGCUGAGAGAUUGAUAAAAGAACAGAAAGUGAAGGAUCAUAACUGUGCCCUAAAACAGAUUGAAGAGCUUCAAGUGCAGCUCGAGAAAGAGAAAAAACAGCUCCACAAAGUCACACAGGACUUUGAACUUGUCAGAAAGGAUGCACAGAAGAGCACACUGAUGGACAUGGAAAUGGCUGAUUACGAACGCUUGGUCAAAGAGCUCAACCAAAAGAUUACCAGCAAGAGCAGCCAGCUGGAGGAGCUGGAGCAGGAGGUCCGUGCGCAGAAGCAGAGGCAGGAUAUUCUACAAGAAGAAAUAUCAUCCCUACAGACCACCUUGGAGCAGCAUGAGGAGCGGAGUACAAAGAUGAAGCAAUUGCUGGUUAAGACUAAAAAGGAGCUGGCUGAUAGUAAGCAGACGGAAUCUGAUCAUUUGAUACUCCAAGCCUCACUAAAAGGUGAACUGGAGGCGAGCCACCAACUUGUGGAAGCCUAUAAGAUUCAAGUAGCAGAACUGACUUCUGAGAAGCACAAGGUACAAGAACAACUCAGGGCAUUGACAGAGCAACAUCAACGGGCAGCUAAUGCAUACCAACAAAAACUACUGGCACUUCAAGAGGAGAGCACGGCUGCAAAGGCUGGACAAGCUGCAGUUACUGCUGAAUUUGAAAGCUACAAAGUCCGUGUUCAUAAUGUGUUAAAACAGCAGAAGAAUAAAUCUGCAUCCCAGGCUGAACAAGAGAUCUUCAAAAAAGAACGGGAACACCUACAGACAAUGUUGGAUCAAGUGAAAGCCAAGCUUCAGGAAACCCAGCACACUCUACAGAUGAACACGGCGGAGCUCCAGGCUCUGCAGUCCGAACAUGACAUGCUGCUGGAGAGACAUAAUAAGAUGCUGCAGGAGACUGUGACAAAGGAAGCCGAGCUGAGGGAAAAGCUAUGCACACUACAGUCAGAGAAUAUGGUCCUAAAGACUGAGCAUGCUCAGGUGAUCAGUCAGUUGAGUGCCCAAAAUGAGGCACAGCGGAACAAUUUCAUGGACCAAGUGAGACGUUUGCAGGAUGAUCAUAGGAAGACUAUGGAAACCUUACAGCAGCAGCUGUCUAAAGUGGAGACACAGCUCUUCCAAGUUAAGAGCGAGGCUACUGUUACAAGUCCCUCAGGUUCCCAGCCGCCUCUGAAAAGCUCACGGGAAAGAAGACCAGCUGAUCUUCAUAUCCUGGAUUUAUACUCCAUUGCCAGGGAGGAAGGAGAAGGAAUGGAAACCACGGAUAAUGAGUCUGUGUCCUCUGCCAGCACGUAUGCAGCUACAUUAGAACAGCUCCUCAACUCUUCCGACUUAAAAACGGCUGCAGAUAUUCCUCAGUGGCAUCCAGAAAUGUCCAAAGAAGAAUUAACUGAGAAGCUCAACACAACGUCAAAGAGUGUUGACCAUCUGAGUGGUCUUCUGCAUGAGACAGAGGCAACCAACGCUGUGCUCAUGGAGCAAAUAACACUCCUCAAGAAUGAAAUCCGCCGCCUAGAAAGGAACCAAGAAAGAGAAAAAUCUGUUGCAAAUUUGGAAUAUCUCAAAAAUGUCCUGCUCCAGUUCAUUUUUCUGAAGGCAGGCAGCGAAAGGCAGCGUCUUCUUCCAGUCAUAGACACUAUGUUGCAGCUGAGUCCAGAAGAGAAAGGAAAACUGUUUGCCAUUGCUCAGGGGGAAGAAGAGUCUGCUGCACGGCCAGCUGGAUGGGCCUCUUAUCUCCACAGCUGGUCAGGGCUUCGGUAGUUCUAAGGUCAUUGAUGGAUCUUCAACAAACUUUGCAGAUUUGCACUUUAUUCCUCCUUAUUUCCUAGUGUUUGUGUAAUUGUCUCGAUUGUGAAACUGGAACCUAAAUGUCUCUCAAACUGAACAAAAUAUAAAAAUCUGAGUGCCUAUUUAACUGUUAUGUGGACGAUCUGCACAGCACACUUUCUUACAAUUGUUUACUGUAUUCUUCUUAAUUUAUAUGGUGUUUUAAUGAUUUCUCCAGGUUUAUUUAAAUUUUUUUAUUCCAUUGCCAUUCAAGAAAACAGUAUGUGCAAAAUCAUUUUCAGCACACUUUUUUUUUUAUAUAUAUAUUAUGUAAGCAGGAAGAAGGAAUUUGAUUAUAUAUAUAUAUCUCCUGAGGCAUUAUGUAUGGCAUUUAAUAUAAACCAAAGAAUGUAUAUGAAUUAUAAUUGAUAGGAUGAGUAUAGGUUAGGGGUUAAAAUUAAAUGUGUUAUACACAGCAUUGUGUCAAAGGACAGUGUAGAUUGCUGGAGAGGCAAUUUGAUUCAGAAAAUGAUGACUAAUGCUGGGUUUACACGGCCUGAUUUUCAGGCCAGUUAUCAGAAAGAAAAUUAGUGCGAACGCUCGUUCCCGAUAAUCUGCCUAUGCAAAUGUGCCUCAGAUCACCCGAUGAGCAAUCAAAAUGCUCGUUCAUGGGAUGAAAUAAUCACUCAUUCGGACCCCUCAAUCACAGAUAACAGUGCUGUGUGAACAGUGAUCUGCUGCCCAUAAGCAAUGAAUCUGUAUGAGGACAAAGUCAAACAAUGGUGGAAGCCAUUAUUCAUUCCCAUACAGUGGAAGUGAUGGCUGCGCUUAAAUGCAGCACUUCACCUCCGCUGAAGAGCAGGCAGUUAUCGGGAAGGAACGGUCCCUUCCCGGAUAACUGCCUACUCGGUCACGCCAUAUAAAUCCAGCUUUACUUUUAGGAAUUUGCUGUUAAUUAUUUAUGUUCUCCAAGUGUUUUCUGUGAAUCACUCCAGAUGUUGUGUUGUAAGCUUUAAUAAUGCUGAUUGUCUAGUGUUGGUACAAAGGAGACUAUUGCCAGACUAUGUCGACAUAUAUGUUACAGGCCACGACUUUUCUGUUUACUUACCUAGGUAUUUAAAGAGAACCAGUCAAGGGAUUUAUGCUGCCAUAUCGUAGAGCAGAAUAUGAGGGAGAGAAGAUGAGCUCUGUGAUAUAUAGGUUUAUAUUUGGAAAAUGAUUUCUGAGUAAAAAGCAGAGUAAUCUUGACAUGACUCCUAGGUAAGACAGUAAGAGUUCUGAUUCCUCCACCUAUACGGAAUGAUUGACAGCCUUCUAUGUACACACUGAUGCAGGGAGAGCUGUCAAUAAUUCUGUAUGGGUGGGGUAACCAGGACUCUUGCUGUCUCAUAAGAGUCAUGUCAGGAUUUACUGUUUUUUACAGUUUUUAUAUGACCCAGAUCAUAUAAACCUAUAUAUCACAGAGCUCAGCUUCUCCACAUCUAUCAUAUAAACCUAUAUAUCACAGAGCUCAGCUUCUCCCCUCUAUCAUAUAAACCUAUAUAUCACAGAGCUCAGCUUCUCCCCCUCUAUGAUAUAAACCUAUAUAUCACAGAGCUCAGCUUCUCCACAUCUAUCAUAUAAACCUAUAUAUCACAGAGCUCAGCUUCUCCCCUCUAUGAUAUAAACCUAUAUAUCACAGAACUCUGCUUCUCCCCUCUAUGAUAUAAACCUAUAUAUCACAGAGCUCAGCUUCUCCACAUCUAUCAUAUAAACCUAUAUAUCACAGAGCUCAGCUUCUCCCCUCUAUCAUAUAAACCUAUAUAUCACAGAACUCUGCUUCUCCCCCUCUAUGAUAUAAACCUAUAUAUCACAGAGCUCAGCUUCUCCACAUCUAUCAUAUAAACCUAUAUAUCACAGAGCUCAGCUUUUCCCCUCUAUUAUAUGAACCUAUAUAUCACAGAGCUCAGCUUCUCCACAUCUAUCAUAUAAACCUAUAUAUCACAGAGCUCAGCUUCUCCACAUCUAUCAUAUAAACCUAUAUAUCACAGAACUCCGCUUUUCCCCUCUAUUAUAUGAACCUAUAUAUCACAGAGCUCAGCUUCUCCACAUCUAUCAUAUAAACCUAUAUAUCACAGAGCUCAGCUUCUCCCCUCUAUCAUAUAAACCUAUAUAUCACAGAGCUCAGCUUCUCCCCUCUAUCAUAUAACCCUAUAUAUCACAGAGCUCAGCUUCUCCCCUCUAUCAUAUAACCCUAUAUAUCACAGAGCUCAGCUUCUCCCCUCUAUCAUAUAACCCUAUAUAUCACAGAGCUCAGCUUCUCCACAUCUAUCAUAUAAAACUAUAUAUCACAGAAAUCAGCUUCUCCACAUCUAUCAUAUAAACCUAUAUAUCACAGAGCUCAGCUUCUCCCCUCUAUCAUAUAACCCUAUAUAUCACAGAGCUCAGCUUCUCCCCUCUAUCAUAUAACCCUAUAUAUCACAGAGCUCAGCUUCUCCCCCUCUAUCAUAUAAACCUAUAUAUCACAGAGCUCAGCUUCUCCCCUCUAUCAUAUAACCCUAUAUAUCACAGAGCUCAGCUUCUCCCCUCUAUCAUAUAACCCUAUAUAUCACAGAGCUCAGCUUCUCCCCUCUAUCAUAUCCUGCUCUCAGAUGGGGCAUAAUAAAGCACCUUGGUCUUUUCACAAUAAGUGUGAGCAUAUAUGGAGUUUAGGGUUUUACAUUCGCCUGUAUGCAUGUCACUGAACAGCCUGAGACAGUUGGUGUAUUCUUGGAAAACUUAUUCUAUUGGUCUUUAUUUAAAAUUUCCAGCAGGUAUUGUACUGCAUGGGUUAAUUGAGAGUGCAUUUCCAGUUUUUUGAACACUUGACAGCUCAUAAAUACUUAUUCCAGCUCAAUUCUUGUCACACUGAUAUAUGGCUUCAGGAGAUCACAUGAGCCAUCAAUUAAAGGGAUUCAAUGUAAACACAGAACCUGCUGCUAUGCAGAUACACAGAUUGCACUGUAAAAAGUGUCUGAAAAGACCAAUUGAAAAAAUAUUUAGCCCAAAAUAGGUAGAAUGCAGUAAUAAAAAAUUGCCCCCGAAGGUGUCCAUAUCCUUUAAAGGGUUCCUCCAGUUUGUAGGUACUAGAGACACAUUAAGGAACUGUAUGAACUGCAUUUCUUUUGUUAAUAACUAAAUUAUUUGCACUGGAAAUGGGAGAUUCUCCAUAUCACAACAGAGAGCAUCUUUCUUUCCAGCUUAUUGCAACAGUCUGUAGUCUGCAUCUCCUUUACAUACAGUGUAUUGCAAUGACCAAUGACCUGUUGGCUGCUGAGAGGAACUCGGGGUUGCCACCAGAGUUUAGAUAUUUUCCUAGCUGAACAGGGAAUUGCUGUUUAUGAUUUUUUUAUUUAUUAUAUUUUUAAAAAACUUCCAAUCCAGUUGAGGUUCUUUCUGAACUGAUGGACACACAUGCUCGCUCACUCUUCCCAAAACCGUGUGUCAUCAUAAUCAUCCUCUGUUCAAUGCAGAGGAGCCAAUAGAUAAAACUUUCUCAUCUGCUUGUCCAAGAAACAACAUAGCUUCUGCUGCAGCCUUGCAGUAUAGGUGAGAAGACUUUCUGCAAGAGAGCUAAGAAUAAGCUAUAUAGCCACCUGCCAGAGGGAGAAGGAGACCGAUUCUGUCCAGAGCUUGCCAGCAGCAGCAGCCGGGGGCGACACAGUGAAGCAAAAUUUAUGAAAUAGGCAUUUUUAUUAUGCUAGAAAAAUAUAAAUGACAUUGUAAUGGCUAUAAACAGCCUUUUAAUACUUUAGGGAUUAAAAUGAAUUAUGGGAACCAACCCCUUUUAAGGUAGCAUCAUGCAGAAAGUGGAGUCAUUUACCUGCUUUGUCUUUUACAAUGUGAAAUCUUGUGUAAAUAGAUGCUGAAAAGAUGGUCUUGAAGUGUAGUGAUCGGAACAGGUCAUAUUGUGGCCUAGGUGACCAUAGGCCUAGGUGACCACCAGCAAUAGACUCUAUUGCUAAGUUUCUAUUCAUUAUUAUUAUUAUUAUUUUAACUUUAUGCAAAGUUGCAAUGUUUUUUGUCUUACAUUUCUCUAUUCUCAGGAUUUGACCUUCAGUCUGAGACCGUGUCUUUAUCAUUGGAUGAACCUAGCUACCAGAACCAUCCACUGUGGCAGCAGAAGUGCCACUGCCUUGUGAUGGAGUACCAUUUAGAAAGAUAUAUCCAAAAAUUGCUGCCAUUUUCUAUGAUAAUGUGAAAGACUGACUGCUACAAAGUUUACUGCAGUUUUACAGGAAUAUAUAGAUGUGAAUUGAAGUUCUUUUGUAUGGAGAGACAUUUUUAAAGACUUUUUAAUCAAAUGAUACAGUCCAACCUAUAUAUGCUGAUUGUAAAUUCGCCUAAUAAUUAUAAAUUGCUUUUGAGAAUAACCAAAUGUAUUGCAGUCGGAAAGGUUUAUUGGUUGUAAAUGCCCCCAUUGUGGGUGGAACCUACCAGCCCACAAUCUAAGGGCCCUUGCACACGACCGUAUGCCCCCCGAGACAUACCGUUCGUGAGCGGGCCAUAUGUCCCGGAGCGGCAUACAUCGUGCGCACGGGAGCGCACAGCAUCAUAGGUUACUAUGAUAGGACUAUUGUCCUGCACUCAUAUAAUCAUAUGAGUACUGGACAAUAGCCCCGCGGGCGGCCCGAUGAGCACAGUAUCAUAGUAACCUAUGAUGUUGUGCGCACGAAGGGCCAUAUGGCAUGCUCACGGACCGUAUGUCUCGGAGGGCAUACGGUCGUGUACAGGAGCCCUAAUGUGUAUGGGCAGCUCCUGGCAGAUCAUGUUGAGGGAGAGAAGGAUGGGGCACGUUGAACUUUAAUGCUUGAUCCUUUUGUUCUCCAAGGAAAUGAGCCACCAUCAGAGGUAUCGGUCUUCCCACCAAACCAAGCAUGUAUGGGGAUGUCAGGAAAGAAGGAUGUAGAAGGUGUAAGACCCCUAUUGAGGGCUCCUUCACUAUAAAAUGUAUGGCACAGGCAUGCUAAUAUUACUCCUUACUAUGUAUAGCAGCUUUUCUAUAAAUGUAUUUCAAACUAUUUGGGCAGAAUGAAAAUCUAUGCAUGCUACGAAGGAUGACUGAUUUAGUAGUGAUUGUUUUCUCCCUUGAUUAUGGAGGCGAUUUGACGUUUGUAUGUCGCGUUUGUCUGGUUAUGUUGGCGUGAAUGGAUGUCCCUUUAGUUCGCCUCUGAGAGGUCUUAUCUGCUGAUUUCCAAGCUGCUGUCAGGUUAUGUGUUUUCACACAAGUUGGUUGUGUAGCUUUUUGAUGCAGUUUUGCUGUAAAAAGCCACAAAACUGGCACAUGUAGAGGCCCCCUUCUGUGAAUUAUUGGACUCGUAAUGAAUGUUGCAUAGUGGAGUGAAAACAGCUUGGCGUGGAUGUAAGCUUUAGCUCCACAGCGCAAUGUUUACUGGAAUGGCUGAUGAAGUAAAGCGUAGAAGCCUCAUGCGUUUUAACCGCUGCUUAAGAAAAAAAAAAGCUUGCAUUUUGUGUGGGCAUGCCCUGGUUGUAGCCAUAGAGCGUGGCUGGGCUUGGGAUCCGGAGUUUUUUCCUUUUUGGAAGUGCACACAUUUCUAAAAUGUCUGUGACCCCAGCUUACAGCUAUAUAAACUGUGAAUAAAACCACCAAUUCCUGCACACUGUAAUAUCUCUCCUAAUAAAGACAUUUUGAAUUCUCAAA
This is a messenger RNA of Bufo gargarizans (Asiatic toad), 10976 nucleotides long. RefSeq names its product GRIP and coiled-coil domain containing 2 (gene GCC2). Gene Ontology annotation, cellular component: Golgi apparatus. Lineage: Eukaryota; Metazoa; Chordata; Amphibia; Anura; Bufonidae. Gene Ontology annotation, biological process: late endosome to Golgi transport. The transcript is spliced from 23 exons. The record is from RefSeq and is a predicted model, not a curated record. Bases 50 to 5290 code for a protein of 1746 amino acids.